This is a messenger RNA of Aspergillus pseudotamarii, 1326 nucleotides long. RefSeq lists its product as uncharacterized. NCBI's taxonomy places the organism in Eukaryota, Fungi, Ascomycota, Eurotiomycetes, Eurotiales, Aspergillaceae. The record is from RefSeq and is a predicted model, not a curated record. The transcript has a single exon. Bases 728 to 1123 code for a protein of 131 amino acids.
UUUUUCUUAACACCUAAUUUUUUGCAUGUUAUACGUUUUCUCCGGCAAAAGGGCGGCAAUUUGGGAAUAGACUCUGCAUAUAUGCUACGGAUGAUUACCCGGAUGAUUACUGCUCUUAGAGGAGAUACCGGUGGUUCUUUUUGUUUCUUCGAACGUUAUAUUCGUGUUAUUCCCCCUACGAUGAUGUGAUGCACUGCAAAAUUCCCUCUCUUUAGUUCUAGCCUUCGUACUAUUUCUGCCGUUUGGGUGGUUUCUUUUCGUUAUUAUUAUCCUUUCUGAAAGCAAUGUUCUCUGUGUGUCGCUCUAAUGUGAUUAUGAUCAAUGGGUCGGUUUGGGUGGCACGGUUUGGGGCGGUUAUCUGUGGUAUAUCUUUUUGCUCGUUUUCGUUGUCUUUAUGUUUGCUGUUCGUCACGAUCAUAUCCUUAUUGUUUUUUUUGGGAGGACACCGUGAAUUCUGGUGUAUAUUGAAGCGCGAGCCGCAGGCCCACCGGUCAGUUCGAUGCAACGCUGGUUUGCAAAAUCGCCUCGCUAUUUCUUUUACUCCCUUCUGCGAGUGUUUCAUGCAAUGUUCAGCGAGGAGCUGGUGAUAUCAUUACCCUGUGUCUUUUCUCGGGCCCCUUCUGCGAUCGCGUUUGGGCCGUUGUCGACUGCAAGAUGAUUUCGGGUACUGAAGCAGCGUUGUGCAGGAGAUGUAUAUGAAACGAUUACUUCUCUUGUAUCAUUUGUGAUGGAUGGUUUCUCGAGUAUCUUAUUAUUUGGGAGGGAAGGACUCCUUUUUUACUUCUCUUUCACGUUCAUGUUUUUCUUUUGUUUCAAAUCACGAUUUGCACAUGUGGGUGGCUCUCUGUUCGACUCGAUCGAUAUCCGGCUCGUUGUAUUCGGGAAAAGUAGGGUCAAUUCAAGUAUAAUUAUCUGUAUUUCUUUGCUUUUCUUUCUCCAUAACUUGAUACCCUCUCCUUUUUUCUCCCGUCUGUCUCUCUUUUCUAAUGGGGUUACCCUUACGGAUGUCAUAGCUUUGACAUUUACAUCUACGCAAACAACAAUGCUAUACACGGUCUCAACCCGGGCAUCAAGGAAAAGAACGUAUGACACAACAAGACAGCAGGAAAAGAAUGAAAAUUGAAGAUGUCACCGUAACAAACUCAACCAACCCACGAACCAAGGUUCUCAUACCCCCAAUCCACCAUCACCCGACAAAACCUCUCCCCACCCAUAGUAUCGUCCACAUCCCUACAUAUCAAAGUUUAAAAAAGAGAAGUUAAAGAAAACAAAACAAAACCCCAGCAUGAGAAAAAUCUAAGGUUAACUUAAGUUCAAAUAAAAUAG